AUGUCAGCAGAAAAUCUGGCCAAAGUAAAGCAGACUCAAUCCCUCUUCCAAACUUGGCAGCCCAUAACACCAGUCGUAUGCUUGUCCCUCGGGUUGCGGCUCUCCAAGAAAGCAGCCAAGCCCACCCCGGCCAGGAGGAAAGCAUUUGGCGGCGGCGAUGACUCCGAUGAUGAGAGUCCGGCGCCUAGCUCGGCGCGCGGCGGAGCGCAAAACGUCUUGGAGUUCGGUGGGCUCGAUGAAGACUUGUCCUCCAGCGCGCGGCCGGCGUCCCCGGAAGUGGGCCGGCGCUCCAAGGGCAAGAACGCAGCGCCGACGAAGCCGCCGACGCUGAAGAAGAAGAGCGCGCCGGAUGGCAUGUUUGAAGACCUGGCAGGAUCGCUAACGGCGCGCAAGAACACGGAGGAAGGGACGAAGGUGGACGCGAGCCUGUACGACUAUGACGGGGUGUACGAGGCGAUGAAGCCGCAAAAGAAGAAGGCGGCGGUGACGGAGGAUGAAGAGAGGAGGCCCAAGUACAUGAGCGGGCUGCUCGCGGCGUCGGCGGUGCGGAAGCGAGACCAACAGGUGGCGGAGGAGAAGAAGAUCACGCGAGAGCGCGAGGCGGAAGGCGAGGAGUUUGCGGACAAGGAAAAAUUUGUGACGGCGGCGUACAAGAGACAACAGGAGGAGAACAAGCACGGGGGCAUGACGGCCUUUUACCGUGACCUAUUAAAUCGCGGAGAAAAAGAGCGCGCCGAGAUCGUGAAAGCGGCCGAAGACAAGGCCAAGUCAGGCGCGAAGGCGAGCGCAGAGGGUGAAAGCGCAGAAAAGACGGAAGCGGAGCUCGCCAAGGAGAUGGGCGACAAGGGCGUGUCCGUGUCCGUAAACGAGGACGGCCAGAUCAUCGAUAAGCGACAGCUCCUGCAGGGCGGCCUCAACGUGGUGACCAAGAAGCCGGGACCGCGAAAGGCUGGAGACAAGGACCCCUCGUCCUCUUCGCAGCAGCGGGACCGGCAACGGGAUCACGGGCAGUCACGCAUGCUGGAGGAGCAGCUUGCUGAGUCGCUCAAGCGGUCGCGCGAGGAAGAAGAGGAGGAGAGGCAAAAGACGGUGGAGAAGCUGACCAAGUCGACCAAGACGGACACGGACAUCUCGAGCGCCAGGGAACGGUACCUGGCGCGCAAAAGGCAGAUGGAGGAGGAGAAGAAGAAGGCAUCGGGAGCGCAGUAG
This is a messenger RNA of Parascedosporium putredinis, 1209 nucleotides long. The record is from the annotation of a GenBank genome assembly. Lineage: Eukaryota; Fungi; Ascomycota; Sordariomycetes; Microascales; Microascaceae.